AGCCUGUUUCUAGUGUUGUCUUUGUGGAGCUCGUUGACUUGUUUGGGAGGAGAGGCAUGUCGUGCUGUUAACUAAUGUAACCUCAUAUGAGACUAGCGCAUAAUCUAAAUUCAAUUAAAUCUCGAUGUGUGAUAGGCCUUUAGUGCGUUUGCCUUACUGGUUCAGCCACGGUUUGUGGUUCUUGAGUGUGUCUGUUGAGGUCAUGCUGUCUCGAGCUAACAAAUUAAAGUAAGCUAACCUUAGCAAGCUAACGCUGACAAUACUUGGUUAAAAAUCAAACAGUUGUGACAUAAAUACGGUGUAAUAACUUUUCCCGGAAGAUGUUCAUGAUAGAGCUUAUUUAAUACAAUAAGGUAGAUAUCAAAAGCAGUUUCAGAUAUUGAAUCCCAUUGAGAAAUACUUCUUAUUAAUCAAUGACCACACAGUGUAUUCUAAUGGGAAUGUUGAUUCAUCACUUUAUAAAAACGAAGGAAAUGUCUUAUUAACCGCCUUUUUUAUGAGCCGAUUGAAAAAACACACCGUGUUUGGUACAUUGUGUCGCUAUUUGUCAUUCUUUUGUAAGAAGCUGUUAAACUUUGUCACCAUGCGACGACUUUUAACAAGAGUCAUAAACCGAGUGUUGUUGUGUGGGACGCUGAAACCGGCCAUGGGCAUUGAAGCAGAAAUGCACACACAAUGCCAACGGAGGCUGGUGGUGGGGCUGGGUAACACAGGGAUGGAGGGUACCAGACACAACGUCGGCAUGGCCGUGCUCGGCGCGCUCGCCGCCCGGCUCGGCGUGGCUGACCGCUGGAGUGGAGACAAACACGUGUCUGGUGAGGUCAUCCUGUCAGAGGUCCAACAAACACACGUGGUGCUGCUGCGGCCCCGGCUGCUGAUGAACAUCAACGGAGUUUCAGUGGCCAAAGCAGCUGCUAAAUACGGCAUCAAGCCUGAACACAUCCUGCUGGUCCACGAUGAACUGGACAAACCUCUGGGGAAAAUUGCAAUAAAACAUGGAGGAAGUGCCAGAGGUCAUAAUGGAGUCCGCUCCUGUGUAGAUUGUCUGCAAACUGAUGUGAUGUCCAGAAUUCGGGUGGGGAUCGGCCGACCGGUGGGGAAAACAGUGGAGCGUCAUGUCCUGGGCCGAUUCUCCAGCGAGGAGAAGAAGGUUCUGGACUCUGUUCUGGUCCAGAGUGUUGAUAUCCUCCUUUCCCAACUCUCCAUGCAGGACUCGCAACAGGACUCCCCGUCUCCCUCCUCCCCAGCAGGGGGCAGAGAAGCAGCACAGAAGUCUCAGCUGAAGCAAAAACAUGAACCCUGACAGAGAGAGGAUCUGUACUGUGACUGUAUUUAUUCUCUGUCCUGAGGUGAAUGAGCCAAAGGAGACACAUUUCCACGAGCAUGAUAACUGCUCCACAUGAAACUUGAUCCUUCUUCUUGGUAACAGGAGCAGGCGAGUGUGAAUGGAUGCCACAGCCACUUUAAAGCAGAGCUGCAACUGAUUGUGUGUGGUUUUAUUUAAAGAUUGUUAUUUACUUUAUCACGUUUUUAGAAAUGAGCAAAAAAGAAUAUCCAAAGUCUGGGUUACUAAGGACAAAAAUGCUGUAUUUUCCCUUGAUAUUGAUAUCUGAAAAACAGGAAGAAGCAGAUUUCAGUAAAGAAAAGUAGUGCUAACGCUGGCUGGGAAGCUUAUGUUUUUGAUGUGGAGUCAGGAAAAUAUAGUACAUCCAACAUUGCAAGAUAAGGCUUUUUUUUGUUCAAUGUAAAACUUGACUGGCCUUAAACGUGUAUCGGGUACAUUCAUACCAUUGUUGCCUGACACUAUGUUUUCUAAACUCAUACAGAUAAAAAUAAUAAGGAUCUAUAUACAUUUAUUGUCAAAAACACAAGUAAAACAUUUCACUUUAUAGAUUUAUAUGACAUUUCAAUAGUUUAUGCUUCCACUAUUUUGGAAAUCACUUCCAUAUUAAUAACAAAAAAGGCAAUUUAGUCAUAAAUGGUGAUCUGCAAGACUGAUUAGAAUGUAUAUAAAUGCAGAAAAUAAAAAUGCAGCAGCUGCAAAUGGCUACAGCAGCAAAAAACACUUCUAUUAGGAGACACGGCCGCAGUUUCAAAAAUACUGAAAAUAUUGCUUGCCAACACAUGCAGACGUUAAAAAACGUUUGCAAAUUUGACAAAACAUGAAACCAAAAGUGCUUCAUACACUAUAUACUGCAAAUCAAAUUAUGCUGCAAGAAUUUAAAAACUCAACGGAAACGAGGACAUUAAUAUUCUUCCAAUAUUAAUGCAGAUCUGCUGUACGCUAGCUAACUAACGAAGCUAACGUAGUCAUUUCAAAUAUACGGACAAAAAAAAUCCAAUUACGAAACAGACUUACUCUGUGACCGUUGGCCAAUUUUAUAAACCCCUUUCUACCAAUGGAAAUGGUUUGGGCCAUUGUAACGCGUUUGCCCCUGUCGGCCACCGUAGAAAACAGACAAAUUGAUGUGAAAUGGAACUUUGCAGAGUUAAUUCUCUACUUGAGGUAUCCUGCUACCGACAGAAGCUGGACUUUUGUGCUGUUUGCUUUCAGUACCUCAUAUUCUGGCAUGUUAUAUUUCACUCUUGCAGUGAGUACAGCUGUAGUCAGGACUCAAGCCAUGACCUAGAAACACAAAUGUCCUUACUGAGAUGCUCCUCUGUAGUGUGAGCACUGCAAAGAACGUAUUGUGUCUGGCAUAAAAGACAACGUAAGCAUAA
Molecule: messenger RNA, 2721 nt
Organism: Eleginops maclovinus (Patagonian blennie)
Lineage: Eukaryota; Metazoa; Chordata; Actinopteri; Perciformes; Eleginopidae
Gene: ptrh1
Product: peptidyl-tRNA hydrolase 1 homolog
Exons: 5
Coding region: 497-1303 (268 amino acids)
Molecular function (GO): peptidyl-tRNA hydrolase activity
Source: RefSeq, a predicted model, not a curated record